Messenger RNA from Magnolia sinica, 2263 nucleotides. RefSeq names its product probable hexosyltransferase MUCI70. Bases 356 to 1840 code for a protein of 494 amino acids. The transcript has 10 exons. NCBI's taxonomy places the organism in Eukaryota, Viridiplantae, Streptophyta, Magnoliopsida, Magnoliales, Magnoliaceae. The record is from RefSeq and is a predicted model, not a curated record.
GAAAACAGAAAAAAAGAGACGACCCAUUUCAGACAGUUGCAGCAUCCAGAGAGAGAGAGAGAGAGAGAGAGAGAGAGGACGAAGUGCGCGCUGUGGAGACACGCCGGAAAGAAUGGCAGACGUCGUGGUGGGAAUGGAUGCUGCAUGGGUUUUGCCGGAGGUAAUGGUGGAUGCCGACUGAGAAGCUACAGAGAGAGAGAGAGAGAGAGAGAGAGAGAGAGAGAGAGAGAGAGAGAGAGAGAGAGAGAGAGAGAGAGAGUCUAAGAUGACCAUUGACACGGGAGGAAUUUGCAAUCCAACCCUGACAUUGAAUGGGAGGAAUGGUUUUUGAUAAUCUUGUAGAAGAGAUGUGGCCAUGGCUCUUUACAGGCACAAUAGUGAAUCAUUGCCAGAAAGGAGAGAUUUCUAUGGCGCAGUUAUUAGGUCAUGCGAUCGAAACGAGAAUGGUUUGCGGUUUCGUCGAGGAAGGAAGUUUGGUCGGGUCACAAAGCGGAGAUUGUCAGCCUGGACAUUUUUACUCGCGCUGAUGUCUCUCAUAUAUUUCUCAGUCUUUGGCAUGAAGUUGCCAUUUCAUGGUUGGCAGGAUUUUGGUGCUAAUAUCAGCAUUUCAAACUUCUUGGACGAGAAUCCUGUUGAGCCCUUCAUUUCAAUAGAAAGUAGCCACUUACUACCAGGGAACAAUCAAAACACAAUAGGAGGUUCACAUUAUCGAUUGGGAUUGGAAGUUCCAAAUAAACAAAAAAGCAAGCACCGAAAGCAACAUAUUCCAUGUGAGGUUGGAUUUGUGGAGUCAGUUGAUGACAUUGUUGAACCCAAGGAUGCCAUGAAUUUUACACAAUUUUCUAUAGGAUAUAUUAAUAAAGAGGAGAAACUUUAUGGGCAUGAUACAUAUGAACCCAGAUUUGGUGGGCAUCAGACUCUUAAAGAAAGAGAGAACUCAUUUUAUGCAAGAAAUCAAACUCUCCAUUGUGGUUUCGUGAAAGGACCUAAGGGGUCUCCAAGCACUGGAUUUGAUGUGCACGAAAAUGACAGGAAAUACAUGAGUACCUGCCGCAUUGUGGUAUCAUCUUGCAUUUUUGGAAGCUCUGACUUUAUGAGGAGACCAACAAAGAAAAAGAUUAGUGAAUAUUCUCAGAAAAAUGUUUGUUUUGCUAUGUUUAUGGAUGAGCUGACAAUGACAAAGCUGUCGUUAGAGGGACACGUUGCAGAUGAUGAUGGAUACGUUGGUUUGUGGAAAAUAGUUGUUGUGAGGAACUUACCAUAUAGAGACAUGCGAAAAACUGGAAAGGUGCCUAAAUUUUUGUCGCACCGUCUUUUUCCAUCUGCUAGGUAUUCUAUUUGGAUUGACAGCAAAAUGCGACUUAACACUGAUCCUAUGCUGAUUCUUGAAUACUUCCUAUGGCGAAAGGGUGCCGAAUAUGCUAUUUCAAACCACUAUGAUCGCCACUGUGUCUGGGAGGAGGUACUCCAAAAUAAGCGUCUGAACAAAUACAAUCACAGAGCCAUUGAUGAACAGUUUCAGUUCUACCAAUCUGACGGUCUCACCAAGUUCAAUGCAUCAGAUGAAAGCACUCCUCUUCCAAGUUAUGUACCCGAAGGUUCCUUCAUUGUGCGUGCCCACACGCCUAUGUCGAAUUUAUUUUCAUGCCUCUGGUUCAAUGAAGUUGACCGUUUUACCUCCCGUGAUCAACUGAGCUUUGCAUAUACCUUCUUAAAACUGAGGAGAACGAAUCCGGGGAGACCAUUCAUUCUGAACAUGUUUAAGGACUGUGAACGGAGGGCACUAGUAAAAUUGUUCCAUCAUAGAGCAGAUGGGCAACCCCCACCUGCAUCUCUCUGAUUGCUUGAGAAUUUUCUGACCUCAAGUUUAGUGCGAAGGUUGAGAGACCCUUUGGUUCCAGGCUUGGUUGAUGAUGGAAUGGGCCGGUAUUCAUCCACGUUCAGAAAUUCAUUUUUCUCCAAAAACACAACCAAUAGAGAUCUUAUAUCAACUGGUUUGAUCUAUAUGCAGCAAACGACAUCCUCAUGGCUUCAUCCAAGCACCUGUACAUUUGCCAACUCAAGUAAAUUGUAUAUCUGCGAGCCUCAGCAUUCACUAUGGCAUUUUUAUUUUCUUCUUUAUUUGCAGUCAAACUCGAUUGUCAGUAGUUCAAAAUUUUCUUGGCUGAUUUUUCAAGUCAUGUGCGCAAGCAAUAUUUUUGCCAUUCCUGAACAAAAUUUCAAUAGAAAAAUGGAAGGAAAACUAACAAAAUUAGUCCCUUAU